Molecule: messenger RNA, 2052 nt
Organism: Neospora caninum
Lineage: Eukaryota; Apicomplexa; Conoidasida; Eucoccidiorida; Sarcocystidae
Product: putative dynactin subunit 4
Exons: 1
Coding region: 1-2052 (683 amino acids)
Cellular component (GO): dynactin complex
Source: RefSeq, a predicted model, not a curated record
AUGUCGGACUCCGACAGCGACGUGAGCAACGGCCCUGCCUCGGAGCUUCCGCCGCUCCCGGUGCCUCCGCCGCUGCCGCGCGCACCGACGUCGCUCGGGCCGCUUCCCGAGACGCGGCGGCCGGAGGUCUUUUUGCUUCCCCAGACCCGACAGGCAGUGAUCCCCGUUUCGCGAGCGUACGUCUGUGACGCGUGUCGGGCGGUGCGGGGCCCGGAGGAUCUCUCGGUUGAAAUCGAGUCGUACUUUUGCCCGGCCUGCCUCGACGUCAUGCCCCAGACUGAAGCCCUCGCCUGCAGUUGCCGCUGCACCAAGUGCUUCGACUGUCCCCGCUGCUUCGCGACGCUCGGCGUCGUGCGCGAGCCGCGCGAAGCCGCGGAGACUGGACGCGACGCAGGCGAGGCGCUCGCCGCCGCGAACGCGUUGGUCGCCGAGGGCGCCGCACCGACUCUGGGCCCGCAGCGGUGCGACAGUUUGUUGUCGAUCUCGAGCGAAGAAGACGCAGAAGAGGCGGAGCGCCGGUCGGCCGGAGGGAACGGCGACGGGAAGAGCGACGCAGGCGAGAAAUUCGAGUACGUGUUCGCCUGCACAGCCUGCAAGUGGAGCUCGAGGCCGCUGGACAUGAAGAGUCGGGUGUCCGCGCUGCUGCCCGCCGCGGGGACGGCGGAAGAGCGCGGCGGGCGCAUCCGGCGGUGCUUCAGUCCGAUCUUCGAGGCUCUGCAGGCGGCGGCGCAGGAGCGGGAACGGACGCGGCAGCUGGAAGCGCGAGUGAAGCACAAGGCGGUCGCGCUACUCUUCGCCGCAGCCGCCGCGAGGGGCAACUUCCCGGGGCGCGGCCUCGGCCGCCUGCAGCGGGACCGGACGUGGCGGGUGGCGGAUGUCGACGAGAUGCUCGCGAAGCGAACUGCAGAGAUCGCGCGAACCGACAUUUGGGCGAACGUGCGGCAAGACGGCCAGCCGGCGCCGCAGCGCGUGAGCCUCGCGGACCUGGUCGCAGGCAAACAUCUCGCGCCGACUCGGGAGGUCGUUUCGGAGUUCGACUGGAACCGCCGCCUGCAGCAAGACAUGUUUCGCGAAGACGCGGAAGACGCCGACGAGGACUUCACGGCCGAGGAGACGAAGGCGCUCGAGCCGCUCAACGCGAACCAAGUGCUCGUCGACCGCAGGACUCCAGACCUCGCCCCCGUGAAGGUUCCGGACGACGUCUGGGGCGGCGUCGGACGGGCGCGGGAAGCGGGCGGCGUCGACGAGGCCACUGUGGACGACUUCCCGACGGUGGAGCAGCGGCUGCGGAACCCGAACGCGACCGUCGUGGCGGAAAUGAGCGGCGCGCUACUGCACCCGACCCGCAAGCGCCUCCUGACGCGGCAGUCGAAGCGCUGUCGCGUCUGUCAGAAGUUCGUCGUGAAGAGCCAAGUGAGUCCGAACGCGGUGCCUCCGCUGCGCUUGAACUCGGCCGCCGCGCUCCUCCUCCCGCUCAUGUAUCCGCGCAUCCGCGACGGCACCGGCCUCGAAGGCCUCGUGGAUGUCGAGAUCGGCGUCGUCAACCCAACGGAAGUGCCCAUGUUCCUCUCCUUCCAUUUGGCGCACGGCCCGGAGGAAGACGCGGCUCAGGCGCGGGGGCUCACGGAGGCGUCUCCGCGGGAAGGGCGGGAGCCCAGUUCGGGGAAGGCAGGCGAGGCCGAGAGAGGCCUCGCUUCGGAGCGACAGUACGAGACGGUCCGGAGGAACUGGCAAACGCUCGACAUCUUGACCAAGAACUUUGACGUGGCGCUCGAUCCGUACGACGAAAUGCUGGAGGAACUGAACUCUGAAGUAGAAGAGCUGAGAGCGGACGACGACCCCACGAUUGUUCUCGCCAGAAAAGGCAACACCGUCUUGCUCAGGCUCCGCGUUCGCGCCAAGAAAUGGGCUGUGCACCAGGUCGGGGCCUGCUGCAUGACCGUCGACGUCGCCGUCGCGGACGACAACCCUGUCCGCGUGUGCUACGUUCUCACUCUCGGCAGAAUUGCACCCGCGAGCGAGCCGGAGCUGGUACGCCGCGAAAGCCUCUGA